GACAUACGGACAGGUUUGUUCAUAUCUCUGAAAGUUCGUAAGUCAAAUGUUUGUCAGUAGAGGAGUCCCUGUACACAGCAAUCAUCGCCUCCUUACUCUGGAAACCCACACGUUUUAAGUUUCAGUUCACGCAGUCGAACACGUACUCAUUCAGUAACGUCCAAUUCUAUCUUGCGUGUUUCGUCUGUUGCGUCUUAUCAGCUCACGGCCUCCGCUGGUAAAGUUCGUGAAGGCAAAGUACGAUUUUGUGGCCCGGAGCAGCGCAGAACUGUCAAUCAACAGGGAGGAGACUCUGGAGGUCCUGGAUGACAGCAGCAAUUGGUGGAAGGUGCAGAACGAGAACGGAUCCGUUGGCUUUGUUCCCAGCAACAUGGUCGAGCCCCUGAGGAAAGGCAGAAGCCCCCAUUCCGCCGGACUGGAUAGGCACUUCUUUGAUGACAACGCAACCUACAGCGAGCCUGAACGAAGAAAAGACCCAUUCGACCGCCGCACCACACAGAUGGACCUCCUCACGAUCGAGCUGCAGAACCGGCUCAUGCUGGCAGCCAAGCCGCCCGCGAGCCACGCGACCCACGUGACCCGGGAUUCCUUGUCCGAGAUCUCGAUCCACUCGCAGCCGGCCGACGUUCAGCUGUGGCUCAGCACGCAGGGCUACCACCAUCGGACUCAGGCCCACCUGACUGGCAUCAAUGGGGAUCAGCUGUUUGCGAUGUCACGCGAUUACAUGAUGGUAGUCUGCCCUGAGGAGGGAGCUCAGCUCUACAGCCGCCUGGACCAGUACAGACCUCACAGCUGGGACCAGAAUUUCAGCGACGACCUGGGGAGGCGGAUGCUCAUGAUGCAGAAGUACAAUUAGCUGCAAACCCAUCAUUCCAAGAGAAAACAUUUCGGUCACCAUGACUCUACCGGGCCUCCAAACUCUUACACCUUAAAGACCACCCAGAACCCAACGUUCCGCAUCCACAAACCUUCCCUGUUACAAGUUCCAUCCCGGUACAGUGAUGAGCACGCCUAUCUUGUAAAGCAAAUGAAAUGGGUUUAAAUCCCAGUCAAGGAAAGCACAUUUCACUCAUUACGCCAACUGCCCGUUAUACUGCAGUUGGUCGAUUGGCGACAUCGAGUACAGCAAAUCCUUCCGUCUCGCAGGUUUAGCUAUCGCGGUUUUGCAACUGCGCGCCAGACCUGUUGAGGUACAGAGUUCGUCGAUCGCGCCCCUGUGUCUCGUCGUAACUGCGCUGCUCGCGAUGACGCUGCCGCGGAAGAACACGCGCGGCGCCAUCUUGCCUCCAUCUUGUCUCCAUCUUGUCUCCAUCUUGUCUCCCAAGUGGCAUGUCGCGGGUGCCAGGCCACGCGGUGUUCCCAGCCUCCAGUCAAGAGGAGGCAGCAAGGUUCAGCCACUAUCGAUUUUUCUUCCUGUAUUGCACAGCACUGUGCACGGAUACUACGUGUACAGUCUUGUAUACUACAUUUAAAACCAAAUCAUUCUAUACAUUUACCGUAAAAGUUAUAUUCUAACACUACAAAGUAUAUUUUACACUCAAAAUGCUUCCUGUUUAAUGGGUCGGGUCAUUGUAGGGCAGCGUAAAACCAAAGCAGGGGGGUGUGGGUGCCGUAUUGCGAACCGUGAAACCAUUGAUGCCUCUGAGUUUGCGGAUUGUGGAUUUGCUGAUUGCAGCCACUUUAAAAACAUAAACCCCCCCCCCCCGCCCCGUGAUGGGCAAGGGUUUUGCUGUUUUGUGGUCCGGUAAAGUGUAGAUCCUCGAUUUUUUUAACAACCUAUGUGGUCGGAUGUGUUCGUGCGCAAUAGCUGAACGUCUCCUUGAGCCAAACACAUGUUCUGUGCGAAUGGCAUUAGGGCGUGGGUGAUCAGGAUGGCCGGAUAACACGCGCAAGGCUGCGAGGGGUGCCAAAAAUGUAUAAAUACAGUGAACUUCCACAGUUUUAACUGAUUUGACAGAUGCACCACAGAGGUGAGGGGUGUCCAACAGGUAACACACAUUCUGUGUCUUUUGGUAAAAUCAUGUAGAUAGCUUCAAAUCAAGAUCAUGUAGAUAGGUUCAAAAAAAUAACAAAAAAACUACGACGUUUCAAUCGCAACACAAGCGGUCGUCAUC
Petromyzon marinus (sea lamprey) is the source of this 2114-nucleotide messenger RNA. The record is from RefSeq and is a predicted model, not a curated record. Lineage: Eukaryota; Metazoa; Chordata; Hyperoartia; Petromyzontiformes; Petromyzontidae.